Molecule: messenger RNA, 1074 nt
Organism: Trichoplusia ni (cabbage looper)
Lineage: Eukaryota; Metazoa; Arthropoda; Insecta; Lepidoptera; Noctuidae
Product: THAP domain-containing protein 3-like
Exons: 5
Coding region: 207-839 (210 amino acids)
Source: RefSeq, a predicted model, not a curated record
GUUUAGCUAAACAUCAGCUGGCAAAGACUAUAAAACCUCUUGACGGCGCAUCCAGUGCUUUGACGUUCGAAAACUAUUAGUAUUUUGUCGCCUAUAUAAGCUAUCUGUAUGAGUGACCAUUUUAGUUUGUGUCCAAGUGUUAGACCUGUGCGCACGCUAAAUUAUCGUAAAUUGUUAAAAUUAUUUUGCAAUUAAAACGCAUUAAAAUGCCUUCUUGUGCGGUGAAGUGGUGUGGGAAACAUUCCAAGACAUCGAGUUACAAAAAGGAUGGUAUAACUUUUCACCGGUUUCCGAAGAUUCCGGAACUAAAAGAAAAGUGGAUGAAUAAAAUUAAUAGGGAAAAUUGGUUCCCAACGAAAUACAGUGCUGUCUGUUCAAGGCACUUCACACCUGAUUGUUUUGAGUAUUUAAAACAACGUCGCCGUUUAUUUAGUUCAGCAAUACCAACAAUGUUUCUACCAAUUUUGGCUUCACCUUAUAGUUUGACUGAGUCUAAUACUAACGUACCUGGGCCUUCGCAUCACAAUACCGGCCAAAGUUUAUCAUCAAAAACAGAAGUGCAUUCUGAAGUUAAUACAAUAAUUGAAGACCAGACUCUUGUGCCGUGCGGUCUACUAGAUGAUAGUCACAUUCUUAGGCCUUCCCAUGUUUAUGACAGUCCCAGUUCAACAAUGAAUACCAAAGUAAUAGUAGACCCAGAAAUUGGUGAGCUCAGUCCACGAAAACGCAAAAUGAAACGACAAAUAGACCAUCUAAUAUAUUCUCUAAAUAACAAGAAAAAACAUGUAAAGAGGCUUCAAGACAAAAAUAGAGUGUUGGUAAAAAAAAUGCGAAUCUAAAAGAAAUUUUAAAUACAUUGUCUCAAAAAUCUUAUAUAACCGAAGAAAAUGAAAAUAUUUUAUCCUGCAUAGGUGUACAAAAUCGAGAACUAGUUAAACGUCAAAUACUUAAAUCUAAAACAGGACAUAUGCCAAAACUAAAAUACUCUCCAGAAUUACGAGCGUUCGCUUUGACACUGCAUUUCUAUUCGCCAAAGGCAUAUAAUUUUGUAAGAAAAACAUUUAGUACAUGUUU